CGGGGUAUGGAGGACUUUGCAGGAUGGCGCAGCCGCCAUGGCUUGUCGUCGUGGCAGCGUCGGUGUUGGCACACGGAAGCGCGGGAAGCGGUGAUCCCGAUGCAAUGUUCCAGUAUCGGACGUACGAGGAGAUGGUGCAAACGAUGAUGGCGUUGAACGCGAGCCACCCGGACGUCGUGGACCUCUUCGUCGCGCAAGACAAGUACGGCCUUCCGUAUCCCACAGACCUCCAAUGCGGCGAGGAGCAUGGUGUCGCUGUUCCGUGCAAGCAGUAUGUACUUCGUAUCACGAAUGAAUCGACAUGGGAUGGAGAUCGUCCCGAGGUAUUCUUCAGUGGCGCACUGCAUGGCAACGAACGCGUCGGUCCACAAGCCACGAUGGAACUCGCGCUUCUUCUCGUCGACUACGCGACCUCGUUCGCCGCUGGAUCGACGUCGUCGGACAGCACCAACGUCCGUCGCUCAAAAGCGUGGCUGCAUCGGCUGGUGAAUUCCCGAUCGAUCUACAUGAUGCCCAUGACAAAUUCUCACGGGUACUACCACAAUAAACGCGAAGAAAAUGGCGUCGACCCGAACCGCGACUACAACUACAAGACGAACGGCAACUGCAUGCAAGCCAUGACGAGCCGAGCCGUCAACGAGCUGUGGCGCGAUCACAUGUUCCAGCUCGCCGUCACGUUUCACGGCGGCAUGCGCUGCGUUACCUAUGAAUGGGGCGCCCCCAACCACAUGGACGCGGAUUCGGCGCGCAGUGAACGGAGCCCAGACGACACGAGCCAAGCGGCGCUCGCGUCGGCGCUCUCGACCUUUGCGGGCAAGUUCCCCGACGGCACGUACUACCCCACCGGCACGAUGAACGAUGUCGUGUACGGCGUGUACGGCGGCAUGGAGGACUGGGCGUAUGCUGCGUCAUGGGAAAACGAGUUUGCAUCUCGUCGAGACAGCGCGAUCUUCGCCCCGUGCGCGCCGACGCAGUACGGCGAGUACCCCCCCGAGAAGACGUCGUACAACAACAUGACCCAUCGCGCAUUCAACCUCCUGGUCGAGACAUCCGACAGCAAACACCCCGUGCAGAGUGCGCUCGGUCUUCGGUCUUCCAUAUACGAUGUCGACCUCGAGGCGGUGCCAACUGCACCUGUUGGCCACGUCGUGCAAAACGUGCGGCUGGGAUUGCUCGUCAUCGACAUGGUCCAACCCUACAUCGUGUGGCAGCCACCCGUGCCGAAACAUACAUCGCAUAAGCGCCAAUUGACUAGCACCGUCGCAGGAUGUCCUUUGUCCGAUCUCCAUGUCGUCGAUUGCGAUGCCAGUGGACCGAUGUCGACGUGUGCAAUGGCCAUCACGACAACUCACGUUCGAGUGCGGUGGGACGUGCUCGGUAGCUUCACCGUCGACGAGACAUUUGUCCAAGUGUCGACCGAUGCCGCGUUCGACACUGGGCAAGGUGCGUCGCCCGUGCUGAGCGGGGUCACGCGUCGACAACGUUACGUGGACAAGGUCGUCGAGGACAGCCAAAGCAUCUCGACGGCGUUUGCAGCGUGUGUGCCGGUGUCGUCAGCAUCGUCCACCAUGUUCUUGCGGGCCCAGGCGAAAGUGGAUCAGGUCGCGGUUGGGAUACACUGGGACGCAUGGCGGGUGUGAUGAUGUCGAGUAGGGAUGGGCGUUCCAAAAGGCGGCAGUGUCGCCACACGUGCCCCCGCAGAGCCACGUCGUCAAUGCCCGCACCAACCCCCAGUACAAUCGUUCCCCGUGACUCUGGUCAGCAUGCGCUCGUGUAACAUUAGGUACAAGAUGGAAUGGAAUGGGCGGCGAAUUCAAGGAGCCGACUACUUUUAUUCGCCGGUAUCGUCGGUUGUCGCGGUCGACAGGACGCACUCGUAUGGCCCAUCGAUUCCGGACGUAGGUGAUUACGCUGACGACCAGCGCCGCCCCGCCGCCCUCUCCCGACACGUCAAGUCGCCAUGGAGGAACCGAUGGCUUUCGAUUGCCCGUGUCGGGAGUGGUGCUCGUUGCAGUGGCGUCGCUCUUGACGGUCGGUGCGCUUGGCCUUUGGCUCGUGUUACGCCGUCGACGUGCCAAGUACAAGCGAACCCCAACGACCGAUCCAGCCGAAGCAGGUGCACCACCCGAUGGUCCACCGGUAGGCGUAGCGCAUCCAGACAUCCAGACGAUGAAGGAGGAGGAUGGCGAUCCAUUGUAGCUAGGCAAGUUUCUACAGUCGAACACUCCGUGUGUCAUCAAUGUGUGUUUGGCACGAUGGGAUGUUGUUGAAAGUCGUCGCCCGGCCACGACUCGUUUCUUCGGUGGCAGGCUCUGCCGUCCGCCAUAUCCACUUAUUUACCAUU
Messenger RNA from Aphanomyces invadans, 2344 nucleotides. RefSeq lists its product as hypothetical. Gene Ontology annotation, molecular function: zinc ion binding; metallocarboxypeptidase activity. Gene Ontology annotation, biological process: proteolysis. NCBI's taxonomy places the organism in Eukaryota, Oomycota, Saprolegniomycetes, Saprolegniales, Verrucalvaceae. The transcript is spliced from 9 exons. The record is from RefSeq and is a predicted model, not a curated record. Bases 24 to 1640 code for a protein of 538 amino acids.